Messenger RNA from Aspergillus puulaauensis, 1038 nucleotides. RefSeq lists its product as uncharacterized. The record is from RefSeq and is a predicted model, not a curated record. The transcript has a single exon. Bases 1 to 1038 code for a protein of 345 amino acids. NCBI's taxonomy places the organism in Eukaryota, Fungi, Ascomycota, Eurotiomycetes, Eurotiales, Aspergillaceae.
AUGGCAUCUCCUACCGGCGUCCUCCUCGUGGGAAGCAUCCCUCUCUCCUCGUCCGACGAGGUCUUCCACAAGAUCCCUGCUGCUCUGCCCGAUCGCCUGGUCUCCAUCCCCGACGGCGAAACAGGCACCCGCGCCAACUGGAUCGGCUGGCAGGUUCCUUUCUUCCCCAGGGACGCUCUCCGAACAACUAUCGGCGGGCCUGAGCUGCCACCAGACUAUUCCGCGGCUUUCACCCAGAGCUCACUCGAGCCAACUCAGUACGACACCCAGGCCCUGGUCUCGUAUAAACAAUUCGUCAAACUGCGCGAUGACGGCAUUAUCCCCAAGGGAGUGCGGUUCCAGGUCUCGCUUCCAACGCCGUAUGCUUGCAUCCAGGGCCACAUAAAGACUGAGUUCCACGCCCAGCUGGAACCGUUCUACGAGCAGCGCAUUCUCGAGUCGUUGGCUGCUAUUAUCAAAGAGAUCCCGGCUCAUGAUCUCGCGCUCCAGUGGGAUAUGUGCUUUGAGACUACUGCACUUGAAUACGAUCGCGGUCGGUUGACGGAUGAGUUCUUCAAGGCGCAUUUCAGGCCGGUUAAGGAGGGCCUCCUGGAUCGUAUUGAGCGGAUCUGUGCCGGUAUUCCGAGCGAGAUUCCGGUUGGUUUCCAUCUUUGUUAUGGUGACCUUGGCCAUAGGCAUUUCAUUGAACCGGAGGAUCUGGGCCUGCUGGUGGAUUUUGCAAAUGGCAUUCUCGGGCGUCUUGGUGAGAAGCGCACUGUGGGCUGGCUUCAUGUUCCGGUGCCUAAGGACCGGGACGAUGUGGCCUAUUUUAAGCCAUUGAGGGAUCUUGAAGCGAGUAAGGAUACCAGGCUUUAUUUGGGGCUUGUUCAUCCCAACGACAAGGCUGGGACUCUGCGGAAAAUCAAGGCUGCGCAGGAGGUUGUUCAGAGGGAGUUUGGGGUGUCAACUGAGUGUGGCUUAGGACGCACUCCUCCAGAGGAGCUGGACAGUAUCUUGCAGAUUGCACAGGAGGUGACUGUCCCGGUGAAGGAUCAUUAG